UCAGCCUAACAUUUGUCAACUUCCCGCGUGUCUGAAAUACAGCAAUGUUUGCAACGUUAGUAAUGCGCUAACUGCUGUCCCCAAUUGUCACAGUUCAUCCUCCAUAUAAUUCAGGCCUAUUAUUCAUGAUGAUUAGAUGUUCCUUCUAAUUAACUUCAAAUGGCUUAAAAGCCAAAAGAUUAUCCUAGAAAAUGACCGACGCACCAGCCAAGCCCUAUAACGUCGUCUGCAGGAAUUGGAGAAAUGCUACAGCAGCGGAACUUCGUGAGAUGUGCCCACAGCAAAAGGCCCGUUAUUUGGCUUAUGAGGAACCACCUAAGGAGGCGCAGGGUGUGAUGGCUGUAGCGCGGCAGAGGGUGUGUGCCAGGCUGACUGAGUGUAAAGGCAGACAGGCCACUGAGAAUGCUGCGCAACAGUCAGAAAGAGCUAGGAGAGACACAAUAAUCGGUCAACUGAAGGCUGCAGAGGCGCGCAACAGGGUUUGCCUUUUGAGGCUGCGUCACCAGAACAUCAGGAACCAAGAUAUAAGUCUGAUGAUCGCCUGUCAGCCCACUGCUCAGAGGGCUGUACGGCUGGAGCUUUUACUGCCACAAGAAGAGACAGGACUCAAUGUUCAGGAUCCUUUUGACAAACUCCAGAGGAAGAGGGUUGAGCAGCUACUGGAUAAGAGCUUGGGAACUCUGGAAAGAAGGUGGUGAUGGGAUGAUAAAUCUGAG
Messenger RNA from Salmo salar (Atlantic salmon), 716 nucleotides. Lineage: Eukaryota; Metazoa; Chordata; Actinopteri; Salmoniformes; Salmonidae. The record is from RefSeq and is a predicted model, not a curated record.